CUCACCUGUGAAAUAGGGAUAAUAGCACCUAGGCCUCGUGCAUGGGAAGCCGAGAGCAACCAGCUAACAGGUCUCAGGCGUGGCUGUAAGCAUUUGACAUGUUUGCACUCAAUGAAGCCUCCUAAGAGCGUGCCAGCCCUCUUUCUACAAAGGAGCAAACUAAGGUUCAGACAAGUUACUUGCUCAAGCUCACAGCUUGUAAAAGCUGUGGAGCUCCCAUUACUUUAGUAGAGUAACGGUAAUUCAAGUUAUGAGGUGUUUAGGGGUGUUGGAAAUGGCCAUGGAUUGUGGACUACGUUUCCAUGAAGUUUUCCCCAUGGAAGUAGUUAUUUUUUUAAUAUUUGGUUGUUUUCAAAGGUAGACAUGAUUCUCUAAGGUCUGUUCCCAGAUAGUGAUGGCAUGUGUUUUGUUUUCAUUGUUUGGCUUCCCUAAUCAGAGAACUAGACAUUGCUGUUGCCAUAAAUUGUUAUAGUUUUGGGUCUGUGUCUAUACUCAAAUUAGAAAAUGGACUAGCAAAUUUACUGCCUUAAUGUAUUUCAUUAAUCAUAGCUUUAAUCAUUUAUGUUUAUCCUUGGGGGAAAUCUUAGUAAUAUGCUAGUUUUUCAUGCAAAUGUUAUCUUAUGAAGGUGCAUCAGGACUUCAGUUCAGAAAACUGCUAAUAAGUGUGAUUUCAAUCUUUACAUGAGAAAAGUUAGGUUUAGGUUGUCACUAAGUUUAUAUCCUCUAAAGUUUGAACUGAAACAAUCCUCAUUAAUUUUUAAUCUUUUUACUUUGGUAGUUGCUCAUACAUGAAGUAAUUCUUGUUUUCGAUUCAAAGCUGUUUUGGGAAAGAAGAAACAUGGAAAGUGGUGCAGUUCUGCUGGAAUCCAAAUCCUCUCCGGUUAACCUUCUGCAUGAAAUGCAUCAACUACGCCUUCUGGGUCACCUGUGUGACGUGACUGUCAGUGUGGAGUACCAGGGAGUCCGCGAGGAAUUCAUGGCCCAUAAGGCGGUGCUGGCGGCCACCAGCAAAUUUUUCAAGGAAAUGUUCCUUAAUGAGAAGACUGUGGAUGGUACUAGGACUAAUGUCUAUCUCAAUGAAGUGCAAGUCGUAGACUUUGCCUCGUUUCUUGAGUUUGUCUACACCGCAAAGGUGCAAGUAGAAGAAGACAGGGUGCAGCGAAUGCUGGAAAUGGCUGAAAAGCUAAAAUGUUUGGACUUGUCAGAAACUUGUUUCCAGUUAAAGAAACAGAUGUUAGAGUCGGUACUUUUGGAGCUGCAGAAUUUCUCUGAGCCCCAGGAGGCGGAAGGGAGCAGCGGCUCCCAAGGCAGUGUUACUUCUGAGACUGGGGCAAACGUGGCUGCAGACAGUCCUCUCACCAACAGCCUCGUGAACCCGUCAGAUCCCCCGGUACAGAGAAUCAGCAACGGUACAUUGCAAGAUAUGUCCCCAAGGAAGUCCAAGGAAAAAACAGACAAGAAGAAAGAUGUAGUUAAGCCUUCCUACCCUAAAAUCAGAAGAGCUAGUGGAAGGCUGGCUGGCAGAAAGGUAUUUGUAGAAAUUCCUAAAAAAAAAUACACAAGACGACUCCGAGAGCAGCAGAAAAGUGCUGAGGAGGAUGCAGGGAAUUGCAGGUGUCCCCAAGACCCCAGCUCAGACGCUGGGGAGGGGGAGGAGGGGAAGAGGAGGAACAACUUCAAGUGCACGCUCUGCGAAAAGGCGUUUCUGUACGAGAAGAGCUUCCUGAAGCACAUCAGGCACCAUCACGGUGUGGCCACCGAGGUGGUUCACCGCUGUGACACCUGCGGCCAGACCUUCGCCAACCGCUGCAACCUGAAGAGCCACCAGCGCCACGUGCACAGCAGCGAGCGCCACUUCCCCUGCGAGCUCUGCGGGAAGAAAUUCAAGAGGAAGAAGGACGUCAAGCGGCACGUGGUGCAGGUCCACGAGGGCGGCGGCGAGCGGCACCAGUGCCAGCAGUGCGGCAAGGGGCUCAGCUCCAAGACGGCCCUGCGGCUGCACGAGCGGACACACACCGGCCACAAGCCCUACGGCUGCACCGAGUGCGAGGCCAAGUUCUCGCAGCCCUCGGCACUGAAGACCCACAUGAGAAUUCAUACAGGGGAAAAACCUUUUGUCUGUGAUGAGUGUGGUGCAAGAUUCACUCAGAACCACAUGCUGAUUUAUCAUAAAAGGUGUCACACAGGUGAAAGGCCUUUUAUGUGUGAAACAUGUGGCAAGAGUUUUGCUUCUAAGGAGUAUUUAAAACAUCACAAUAGAAUCCAUACUGGAUCCAAACCCUUUAAAUGUGAAGUUUGUUUCAGGACUUUUGCCCAGCGGAAUUCACUUUACCAGCAUAUUAAAGUCCACACAGGGGAACGUCCCUAUUGCUGCGACCAAUGUGGUAAGCAGUUCACCCAGCUCAAUGCUCUUCAGCGCCACCAUCGGAUCCACACGGGAGAGAAGCCAUUCAUGUGUAACGCAUGCGGGAGGACAUUUACUGACAAGUCCACUCUCCGGCGGCACACCUCAGUACACGAUAAGAAUACACCGUGGAAGUCUUUCCUUGUUAUUGUGGACGGCUCGCCCAAGAGUGAUGAAGGGCAUAAGACUGAACAGCCUGACGAAGAAUAUGCAUCGGCCAAGCUUUCGGAUAAAUUGCUGUCUUUUGCAGAAAAUAACCAUUUUCACAACCUGGCUACAGUCCAAGGCAGUGUAUCUACUGUGCAUGAGAAUAGUUCUGCAGAUCCAGCCUGCAAGUCAGACAAUUCUGUGGUGUCCCAGGAUGCUCUGCUGGCCACCACCAUCAGCGAGCUUAGCGAGCUGACUCCACAGGCAGACUUGAUGCCCACACAACUUCACUCUUUGACCAGCAUGGAAUAAGAGCUUGAAGUUACCUGCCAAGCAGGUCCCAUCCUGCAUCUUGUGUGUUAGCUGUGUGCAAGAUGACGUGUCGGGAGCUAAGAAAAAGAACUACUGGUAGGCAAAGAAGUGGGCAAGAAUGGCUUCUGAUUUUCCUAAAUUUCUGGUAACUUGCACGUUUUUAUCAGAGCAUUUUUAAAGCUUUCCCUUAAAAAUACUGAUCUGCACGACCUCAGCUAUACUUUAUCAACACAUAGGCAAUUAACAUAACCUCACUUAAUUCUGGUGAGGCUGCUAUAUGCAUUAAUCAUUCUAAUGCUUGAUUAUUUUAAUGUCUGUGAAGUUUAGACAACUCUUUACCUUAAUAGAGUACAGACCAUUGAUUCAGCUCAUGAAAUUGCUUUUAAUGGUCUCCCUGGUCUCUCAGUCUGCCUUAUACUUCCUUAUGGGUUUAUUUCUGAUACUUUUAAGACAGUUUUCUACCAAGCUGAAGUAAAACUGGGGCCAUGUAUUUUUAAUUGUUUUCCUGUCAGAUUGAAACAAAGCAGAUUUGCUCUAGAGACCCUUGAAUGGAACUGAAGAAAUGAAUUACUGCAUUCAUUCCCCUCCACUCCCCCACCCCACACUAAAAAAGGAAUGACAAACUGAACACUUUGCAAAAGUUUAGUAUAGCCUCUACUCACAGCACACGUGUGUCUAGGAAAUUUGUCAUAAAAUAGCUUUUGAAAUGCAAUGUGGCUGUUCAGUUUCAUUCCUAAAAAUCUGCUAAGGUAAAAGCUGUCCUACCAAAGAUUUUAGUAGCAAACUAUUUUUUUUUUUUUUUUAAAGAGGUGUGAAAAAUUAAACAAGAGGCUGUAGAACACUUGAAACAUUGUGUAGUCAUUUUACUGACAAGUAGCAAUGAGCUGAUUGGCAAAUCGUAGAGCACAGAGUAUUAGUAAUUCUGCCUGGUUUUUCUGACUUUCUAAUUGCCAAAUCAAGAGCUAGACACAGGCAGGUAAAUGUCACAUAUUUGUUUCCUUGGGAGUGUGUGAGAAUAUAGCAGAAGUGACCAAAAGCCUUGGCACGCAUCACUGAUUAUGCCUUAAGAGUAGACUGUGAAGAACCAAUAACUUGUCUUAAAUGCUCCUUUGGCUGUCUCAGGCUGGACUUGAUGAAUUUACAAUGAAAAGAUAAUUCUGCUGUAUUUGCUAAGCAUGAUUCUUGGUUCCAGUGGCUUUUGUAUGUAGCCGUGACUCAUUUAACCCUAAACAUAUUAAUAUAAAGACAACUUAAAGGAGAAGUCUUUUGUUUACCAGUUUUUCUACAUUUUAAUUUAUUGACUUGCUGUGAAAACACUUUCAUUUUUAAGAGAAAAGUUCUAAGAGAAAGAACUUAUCCAUAAGUUCCAGACUGAAGAUAGAGCUGCACAAUUCCAGAAACUAAUGAGGGAAGAUUCUUCCUAUGUGCUUAUUUUGUUUUAGUUUGUGACAUGUUACAUACUAAAGCCACUACAAGGUGUUUUUGGUGCUGACAUGUUUCACACCUGCUCUUAAAGACAGCAGUACUUAACUACUUCAGAUUCAAUUAUGACAGCAUAUCCUAGUUAUGUUUACAGAACAACAACAACAAAAACAGUGACUGUCACACAACCAUUUUAUUCUUGUUAAGAGAAUGAACACGGCCAACUGAUGUACUGUUUCAUGGAGUAAAGUCAUCUUAAUAAGAAGGAAUUUAAAUAUAGAUUAUUUUGUUACCUACUAGAAGAAUUUUUGUCUUGAAUGUUUCUUUAGAAAUUCUACAAAAAAAAUCGUUUAAUGUGUUAAUAAACAUUUGCUUUGUAAAAUAGUUUCGCAAGUCUUAAGUUUUCUUCCCAUUAUUAAAAUGUAGGUCGUGUA
This is a messenger RNA of Miniopterus natalensis, 4719 nucleotides long. The record is from RefSeq and is a predicted model, not a curated record. Lineage: Eukaryota; Metazoa; Chordata; Mammalia; Chiroptera; Miniopteridae.